UCUCUCGUCACGGCACUCCCGUUUAGUUGUGACUGUGCCAUCCGACACGCAGCACCGGACUUACUUCUCUCUGACGAUCCCACGCGCACCCAGAGGAGGACCAUCAACGCACCAACAGAGACAGAGCCAGAGAAAAGCCUCCAUUCGAGGGAUUUUAACUUCCAAAGUGGAAUAACAAUAAGUAAGAAGAAGGAAGUGAAAAGAGGACCGACCAAGGAUCGUUCUUCAUGUUCAUCCUAUUCAUUUGACCGUGAACCAGUGCCACGUCAAGUUCAAUUCCAGUGAAAACUCCACUUAUCAUUGACUGUAAAAAAAUUCACACCGGUUUUCCAUAUCGCGUUUGAACAAGAUAGCCAUUGUGAGGUCGCAGCAUCUUGAUCGGAGAAAGAAUAGAAGUCCCUUUGUUCCCCAUUUGAAGAUGCAAAGAGGCUCAUUCAUCCCCAUGAAAAAUGAUCCAUGUGUUUCGUAGAAAAUGGGCGGAGACAAGGGUCUGAUGACUACCAGCAGAAAGAAGUGCAUUGGUAGCAUUGAUGGAACACAGAGGAUUGAGGAUGAGGAGAUCCAGGAAGUGUGCAAAUGUGCAAGGUGACGGAUAAUUCAGUGAUGCGUAGACGACGUGGCUUGGGUAGUGCCAUUGUCGGCCUCACAGUCGGUUUUCUCCUCGGCUUUAUAAUGAUGAAUUACCGGGGUAUAACGAGCAAUCCGAUGACCCCAACAUCAGGAGUGAGGGCCUCAUCCAGGGGAAGACCACCAGCAACGAUUCCCAAUCUCGAGGUAAACAUCUCGGGGAAGAAUCUCGUUUUCGUGGGAGUCAUGACAGCCAACAAGUACCUGGGAACAAGGGCCAAGGCUGUUUGGGAGACGUGGGGCAAAACGGUGCCUGGAAAAAUUGCAUUUUUCUCUUCUGGUUUUUCAACACUACCGGACAACACUCCGGAUCUGCCGCUGGUGCCACUUCCCACUGUCGAUGAUGGAUAUCCACCGCAGAAGAAGUCCUUUCUCAUGCUGCAGUACAUGUGGAAUCACUUCGGGGACAAGUUUGAAUGGUUCUUGAGGGCCGACGAUGAUGUGUAUGUGAGGAGUGAUAGGCUGGAGAGACUGUUGAGGUCGGUGGACUCCAGGAGACCGAUGUAUAUUGGCCAGGCGGGGAGGGGAAAUUCCAAAGAGUUUGGACUGCUGUCGCUGGAGUAUGAUGAGAACUUUUGCAUGGGUGGACCCGGGGUCAUACUCUCCAGGGAGACGCUCGCGAGAAUUGUUCCGCAUAUCAAGGAGUGUCUCAGGAAUCUUUAUACCAGUCAUGAGGAUGUUGAGCUUGGACGCUGCGUCAGGAAACAUGCUGGGAUACCCUGCACGUGGAACUAUGAGAUGCAAUCGAUCCUCUAUCACAACAGCAGCGGUGAUCAGGCAUUCACGGGUAAUCUCAAGAAAAGAGAAGUCCACCGGGCAAUUACCCUGCAUCCGGUUAAAAGCCCACCGCACAUGUACCGCCUCCACAACUACAUGAGGUUUAUAUUGCAGGGUCUGAGAAUCCAGGACUUGAAGCAGGAACGUGUCAAGCUAUAUCGGGACAUCACUGUGAUGAUUGAGCAGUUGGGAAUGAGUACUAGAGAUUUCCACCGACAAUUAUCAGGAUCAAAUCAUCUCAGCAAUGUGAUUCGCGAUAUUGAAAUGCUUGGAGUUCCGGCGGGCUUGCGAGGCUUCAAGCCACGUUCCAGUCGAGAAGUUGUACCCUGGGAUUUUCUAUCGACCUCGGAGUACAGUCUUGCCAACUCAAAUCCCAGACGACGUAUUCAUAGUCAUAUUAAGGAGGGCCUGGAGGACAUAACGAGGGAAGUUAUGGAUUCAAUUAAUGCCUACUCGAGGCAGCGUGGACGUGUCGUUGAGGAGAGAUCUGCGUUGUAUGGGUACAGGAGAGUCGAUGCUUAUGGGGCUGACACUAUUCUUGAUCUUCUUCUAGUCUAUAGGAAGUACAGGGGACGAAAGGUCACACUUCCGGUUAGGAGACACGUUUAUGUCCAUCAGCAUUACACUGGAAUAGAGAUUCGGGAGGUCGUGAAUUGCGAAGAAAUGGAUCAUCAUCGCUCUCAGAAGCCCCAGAGUAUCUUCAAUGCUGAGUUCCUGGGUUUCAGCUCAGCGAAAGAGACCGAUCCCAUCAAAGACAAGUCCAUAAGAUUCAUCCUAGCACUAUCAGGUAGAUUCCAGGCAUUCCAAAGAUUCCUGAGGAAUUACGAGGAGAUCUGCUUGAUGACUGGUGCCAAGACUGAACUCGUGGUGGUCCUCUACCCCCACAGGACUGAUGAUUCCAUCGGUAGCACGAUAGAGCUGAUCGACCGAAUCAGGAGGAAAUACUCAAGUGCCAGAAUUGAAGUGAUUUCAGGAUCUGGCAACUUCUCCAGAGCUCAAGCCCUGAAUCUAGGGAUCUCUCAAUCUCGAGAUGAUGAUCUCAUGUUCUUCGUGGAUGUGGACAUUGUCCUGAAGGCUGCCGCCCUUCAAAGGAUACGUCUCAACACAGUGAUAGGAAGACAGGUCUACUUUCCAAUUGUCUUCAGCCAGUUUGACCCGACAAUAGUUCGCGAAAACUCAAACACCCAAGACCCGUUCCUCAUUAAUGAAUUCACUGGAUUCUGGCGACAAUUUGGCUUCGGUAUAGUGUCCCUCUAUAAGAAGGAUUACCUCACAAUUGGGGGAUUUGACUUGUCCAUAACGGGAUGGGGGAAGGAAGAUGUUGACUUCUUCGAGAAAGCUGUCAAGUCUAAAUUGAAUGUUUUCAGAGCCCCUGAUAAGCACCUUGUUCAUGUUUUUCACGAUGUUGAAUGUGACGAGAGACUAUCGGGCAUUCAAUUAUCUAUGUGCAGAGGCACCAAGGUCGACAUAUUCGGCAGCACCCAGGCACUAGCCAGAAUCAUUCAUGAUAAUCCAGAGUAUCUGAGGUUCGCCAGAGGCAGAAGGGCUAGACUCACUGCCCAAGGUAAUUGAACUGCCACUUUGUUAUAAAGAGAUGAGGAAAACCCAAUGAUAUUGUGGAGAAACUGUGAUCUGAGUUUAAUGAACUAUCAAUUUUUUAUAGACUCGAAUAACAGAAAUAUUUUAUAGUGUGUAAAUAUGAAACGAUUGGAUUCAGUGAUAUAUUUUUAGUGACCGAAUUUUCAUUGGAAGAAUACUAAUUUAUGAUUGAGGAGGACAGCAACAGGGGAAGAAAAACAUGAUCUCUGGAAGUUAUCUUGAGAUUGAAUAAUUCUAUCAAAAAAUUAUGAUUUUGUGUGAAAACCAGAAAAUUGGUUUGUAACAUGUUUUCCUUCCCCUCAAUUCGGGGUGGAUUGUUUAACUGAAACGUUUAUCUAGUGACGAACGAUCUAAUAUUUAUUGAGACCUUCUGAAAUUACUGCUUAUUCCGUAAAUCUUUGCUUCGCAAGAAUCUUGUAAUAAAACGACUAGAGGUCAUAGACCCAUAGAUCAUAGAAAGGUUCGAGACAACAAUUUUUUUGCUCCGAUAAAAUAUUUUUUCUCUCCGGGAUCAUAUGAAAGUUCCAUAAUAUUUAAUGAAUCUCAUUCGUUCGAUUACUAAACAACUUACCCCAUUUAAAGUGCCUACACUAAAGGAGUGAUCUAUUAGCUGUUAACGAGGCUGCUCCUGUUAAUCAAUCGUGCUAGUAGCUACGACCAGCCUCGUUACCAGUAACUAAAUCAUUCCGCCUUCUCUAUCCGUGAAUUGGAAGAGGAAAAAAAGAUUUAUUUCGACUCCGUCUAGUCAAAUCGGCCAUUUUGGAUGCAUAAAAGAAUAUUGACAAGACUUGGCUCGAGGUCUGCUUCUCCUCUGCUUAACAAAUGUGUCUUCAAUCUUUCAUAUAUUAUAAGAAAAAUGCUAAUUUCUGUAGCAAAGGAAUUUACUUUUAAAAUAUCAAAUAUAAGUCUUUUGGAAUCAUAAAGAAGAAA
Diachasmimorpha longicaudata is the source of this 3933-nucleotide messenger RNA. RefSeq names its product chondroitin sulfate synthase 1 (gene Chsy). Gene Ontology annotation, cellular component: Golgi cisterna membrane. The record is from RefSeq and is a predicted model, not a curated record. Lineage: Eukaryota; Metazoa; Arthropoda; Insecta; Hymenoptera; Braconidae. Bases 577 to 2976 code for a protein of 799 amino acids. The transcript is spliced from 6 exons. Gene Ontology annotation, molecular function: glucuronosyl-N-acetylgalactosaminyl-proteoglycan 4-beta-N-acetylgalactosaminyltransferase activity.